CCCUUUAAUAUUUUGAGACAAUUUUAGAACAAACAAGUCGUGUUUGGACGACUUACAAGUCUGGUGUGUGAUUCUCAUUUACUAUAUGAUGUGCAGUUUUUCUCUGGAACCAAUUACAAAGUCAGCAAGUGUAUGAUGCCUAGUGUUUUAACCUCUUCAGGUUUUAAAAGUCAUUUAGAGUAUUCCAGCCUUUAUUCUUCUCUUUUUGCAGUAGGUACAUGUCUACACAAAAUCAGAUGUUAGUUGGAGGUGUCAUGGUGGGCACGGGUCUGUGGAUUGCCAUCAUAUUCAGCAUGAGGACUGUCCUGAAGGGUCUGCUGUCCUGGCACGGCUGGAUGUUUGCUCCCCAUGGCAAAAUAACCUGUCAACUUCGGAUAUGGCUGAUCCUAGUGAAGGUUUUUUCUGGCAUGCAAACACCAAUGCUAUACAGCUUCCAGAACUCUCUCCCUCAUUUACCUGUGCCAUCUGUGAAGGACACCAUGAGAAGAUAUCUUGAUUCAGUUCGGCCACUGCUGAGCGAUGAGGAACACCAAAGAAUGCAGAGUCUUGCGCUUGGUUUUGAGAAGAACCUUGGACCAAAACUUCAGUGGUACCUCAAGCUGAAGUCUUGGUGGGCCACCAAUUAUGUCAGUGACUGGUGGGAAGAAUAUAUCUACUUGAGAGGUCGUGGGCCAAUCAUGGUUAACAGCAACUAUUAUGUAAUGGACUUUCUUUACGCCUUUCCUACACAUCUGCAAGCAGCAAGAGCCGGCAACGUCAUUCAUGCAAUCAUGAUUUACAGGAGGAAUCUGGACCGGGCUCAAAUGAAGCCGUUAAUGCUUCAGAGCACCAUCCCUAUGUGCUCCUCCCAGUAUGAGCGUAUGUUCAACACCAGUCGCAUCCCAGGCAUAGAAACAGACACAGUUCAGCACAUGUCUGACAGCAGGCAUAUUGUGGUGUAUCACCGAGGCCGUUACUUUAAAGUGGGGAUGUUUUAUGAUGGGCGGUUACUGUUGCCACGGGAGAUAGAGCAGCAGAUGGAGAGGAUUCUGGCUGAAACGUCAGAGCCACAGCCUGGAGAGGAAACCCUCGCUGCCCUAACCGCAGGGGACAGAGUGCCUUGGGCGUGUGCCCGUAAUGCCUACCUCAGACACGGCAAGAACAAGAAGUCUCUGGAUGCUGUGGAAAAGGCCGCUUUCUUUGUUACACUGGAUGACACAGAGCAGCGCUAUGACCCAGCAAACCCUGUGGAGUCCCUGGACUGUUACGCUAAAUCACUGCUCCACGGGAAGUGUUAUGACAGGUGGUUUGAUAAGUCCAUAAACUUAAUUGUCUUCAAGAAUGGAACCUUGGGCCUUAAUGCAGAACAUAGCUGGGCCGAUGCUCCUAUCGUUGGCCACCUCUGGGAGCAAGUGCUCUCGAUGGACCCAGUUAAGCUAGGCUACUCAGCAGAGGGCCACUGUAAAGGAGAAACUCACCAUAAUCUUCCUGGACCUCAAAGACUCCAGUGGAAUAUCCCACCUGAGUGCCAAACUAUGAUUGCCAACUCUUUGUCUGUGGCUGUGGCUUUGGCUGAUGAUGUGGACUCUCACAUCAUCCCCUUCAGUAACUUUGGGAAAGGCCUGAUCAAGAAGUGCAAGAUCAGUCCUGAUGCCUUCAUCCAGCUUGCACUGCAGCUGGCCCAUUAUAGGGACAAAGGAAAGUUUUGCCUGACUUAUGAGGCAUCCAUGACACGUUUAUUCCGAGAAGGCCGUACAGAAACUGUGCGCUCCUGCACCAUAGAAUCCUGUGCUUUUGUCCGUGCCAUGAUCAACAACAAAACGAGAGAAGAGAAACUUCGUUUACUAACCCAGGCCGCUGGGAAACACCAGCAGAUGUAUAGGCUGGCAAUGACUGGUCAGGGCAUUGACCGCCAUCUCUUUUGCCUCUACGUAGUGUCUAAGUACCUUGGACAGGACUCCCCAUUCCUCCAAGAGGUGUUGUCAGAGCCUUGGAAACUCUCUACUAGUCAGACUCCUUUGCAGCAGGGGGAGCUGUUUGAUCUGGUGAAUCACCCAGAGUAUGUGACCAGUGGAGGAGGCUUUGGACCGGUUGCAGAUGACGGUUAUGGUGUGGCCUAUGUGAUUAUCGGUGAAAAACUCAUCAAUUUCCACAUCUCUUCCAAGCGUUCUAGUCCAGAGACGGACUCUCAUCGCUUUGGAAACAAUAUCAGGCAAGCAAUGCUUGAUAUGCUGGAUCUGUUUCAGCUUGACAAAAAGGACCUAAAGUGAUUUGAUUGGUGAAAGGAUUAUGCUUUUAAUGACUCAUGUCACCUUGAUUCUAUAUCGGCAGUGUUGAGAGAAGCUUUUUUGUUUGCAUGUGUGUCUGCGAGAUGCAGCGUAUGAAGGAGAGAAGUAGGCAGGGAGUGUGAGAAUCUCAUUCUGUUGUUAUUUGUGCUGGUGCCUUAACAUAUGUCUUAACUGAACAGUUCAGUGCAGGUGAUCUGAACUUUCACUUUCAGCUUUCAGUAUAUUUUACUGAGAUGUACAGUUUCGUAGAUACUUCAAUAGAUGACAUUCUCUUGACAAGAUAUCAAGGAGCAUAAUAAUCACUUGGCUGAAGUGUUGAGUUUACAAAUCAAGCAAUACGCAGCUCUCCAUUUGUGCUUUCAGUUUGCAUUCUGAUAUUUGCAGUUUUUCAAGUUAAGAAUUAAGUUAUGAAGGAAAUGAUGAGAUUAUGCAGAUGAUGAGUUUCUGAAUAAUAAGUGUGCAGUCUUUUAUUAUGGAUUUUGCUCACAUUUUGCUCUCCAACCUGAUUGAAUGGGUUGGUAUCGUGUCGAUUCAGCAUUGAAAGGUCACUACGUUUUAAUGUGGGAUGUGUUAGAAGGCUUUAUCACAUUAAUUGUACGUUUAUUUUUUAUUUGAUUUCAUUCCAUUUCCUUCCAUCAUAUUUUAUGUUUAGUUUUGAGUGUCAUAUACUGUAAUAAUUUUGGAAAUCAUUGUCAAAAAAUGAUUUAAGUUCUGGGGAAAAAUCUAAUGUAUUCUGAACUCAGUUAUUUAUUUUGUACACAUAAUAAUGUGUUAAUGAAUAAUUAAUGAGUGUCCUCUCAAGGUACAUGUACAUUUAUUUGGAAAUUUAGAAUAAGCAUUAAACAUACCAUAAACAUAUUAAUAAUG
Molecule: messenger RNA, 3134 nt
Organism: Sinocyclocheilus grahami
Lineage: Eukaryota; Metazoa; Chordata; Actinopteri; Cypriniformes; Cyprinidae
Product: carnitine O-palmitoyltransferase 1, liver isoform-like
Exons: 16
Coding region: 219-2249 (676 amino acids)
Biological process (GO): fatty acid metabolic process; carnitine metabolic process
Cellular component (GO): mitochondrion
Molecular function (GO): carnitine O-palmitoyltransferase activity
Source: RefSeq, a predicted model, not a curated record